AUGGCAACAGUAGAGAGUUUGUUCAUUCGCGCUUCUUUUACCGCUUGCUCGUGUAUUAUGGCGCUAUUUCAAAUAGUUGGAUUCAUAAACUUUCCUGUAAAACUUCACCAAACCACGGGUCUGAUGAUAGGAGAGCAUCGCUGGUCAACUUCCAUCUGGUGGCUCGUUCAGGUGGCGUUGACUGUGAUCUGUGCCAUAAUGGCUAAACGAAACUACAAUCACCUCUUCAACGGCCUAAUCCUAACCGAUGCGAUGAACAACUAUUUCAAGUUCGUUAUCGGCCUGCUGACGGUUUGUAUAACACUAGCCGACUCCUGGUUUCGAGUAGAAACGCAUCGCUCGAUUUGGAUGCGCUACCGCGAACUGGCCACCAAAAACGGUACCUUUCUCGGAUUGAUCGGCCGGGCCGAGUUGGUGCGCGUUCUGGCACGCUUCACCGUCAUCUUUCUGGUGAUCGUAGCGGUGUGCACCAUGGUCGAGCGUCAGAUGUACUACGGUGUUACCAGUGGUUCACAAUGGCACUACUUUUGGACGCACAACUUCUACCCGUACUUGAUCAGUCAUCUUCGGCACGUGUAUCAUCUGCUGCACAUCAUGCUGAUGGCGGCCAAUCUACGACAGUUGCGAAACAAAUUGGGCAGCAUGCAACCGGUCGGCGUAACGCACUGCAUCGAAGCGUACCGUGCGAUAUACGGUGAGCUAUGGCAGAUAAACGAGAACAUUAACGCACUGUUUGGCUUUUCGCAAGCAUUAAACAUUGCCUGCAGCUUCGCACAGAUCGCAUUCGAUCUUUAUUGGAUGUACGCGAUGUGGAUGCAAGGAAGCGAAGGAGUAGUUUGUAAGUAA
This is a messenger RNA of Anopheles maculipalpis, 846 nucleotides long. RefSeq lists its product as uncharacterized. Lineage: Eukaryota; Metazoa; Arthropoda; Insecta; Diptera; Culicidae. Gene Ontology annotation, biological process: sensory perception of taste. The transcript has a single exon. The record is from RefSeq and is a predicted model, not a curated record. Gene Ontology annotation, cellular component: membrane. Bases 1 to 846 code for a protein of 281 amino acids.